This is a messenger RNA of Drosophila persimilis, 2156 nucleotides long. RefSeq lists its product as uncharacterized. The coding region runs from base 458 to 1756 and encodes 432 amino acids. Lineage: Eukaryota; Metazoa; Arthropoda; Insecta; Diptera; Drosophilidae. Gene Ontology annotation, biological process: regulation of DNA-templated transcription. Gene Ontology annotation, molecular function: protein binding. The transcript has 6 exons. The record is from RefSeq and is a predicted model, not a curated record.
CUUGCGCGCGCUUCUACCACGCCUAACUCCCCAGCGAGCGACUUACUAACCAACAAACAGCAGAGCCUCAGCAGCCAGCAGCAGCAGCAGACGACGACGCGUCUGAGUCGCGACAGCAGAGUUCUGAGAGUGCUGUGCAAAUACAAAAUAUAACAAAGAAUAUUAACAAAAGACAAAACCCCACGUAUUAUUUAAAGAGUGUAACGCAACACAAAAAAAAGGAAAAGAAAAUAAAACAAUUGUGUGGAGAAACCUGGUCCGGUGAUUGAUUGGUGGUGUCUCUGGUUGGUGGGCGUUACGAGCCGAGUUCUGAAUCAGACUCAAGAAUCAAACCCCCCAGCACACAAGAACAAACAGUGAAUAUUCGGAUACAAGUGCUACGACGGACAUUGCGCAUACGCCGCAUUGCACAUUGCAAUCAGGACAGAGGAAACGCCAGCAGCAGACACACACAAAGAUGAUUUCACGCCGCAAGAUCAUAUCGCGUUCCCUGGACAAUUUGGACGCCAUCGGGCAAGAUGAGCCGGAGGAAGACGUCUGGCACGAUCGCGAGAAGCUGUUCAGGGAUCACAUCAACGAGGUUCUGGCCAAGUGGGAGCAGAUCGACGAUGAGAUCUGGGCCAAGAUAAUCGUCUUCGAGAAGAACCGACGCGUGGCCAAGGCCUAUGCCCGCUCCUCUGUGAUAACCAUUAACGGAUCCAAGAACGGUUUCGACGGAGUGCGCAUCGGUUUGAAUGGCUUCGAGAAUCCCAUGCGCGACUCCGAGACGAAGGUCAUCAAGAAGUCCAUUGGCGAUGGCUUUAAGGUCAAAAUGGACGAAAUAGGCAACAUAUUCAUCAAGCGGUAUGGCAAGAGCAACAUCUUCGUGAAUAACACAUCGUCGGGCAACGAGGAGACUGUCAUUGGCGGCGACAUCAUGCAAAUGCCGCAGAUGUCCCUCAGCGGCGGCACCUCGGCCAAGCUGUUCGACAUGAAGAAGUUUCAGACGAACAUUAACCGCGAAUUCGCUCGCACAUAUCCGGAGAGGGGUCGCCUGGAGCGGCAGUGCCUGUCGGCCGUGUCGCUGGUCAAGUCAAACAACAAUCUAAUCAACACUCCAGUCUGGAUACUCGUGGUCAACGUGGUGGCCAUGGAUAUGCUGAGGAGUCGCCUUCAGACGAUGCCCAAGUCGCUGGACGCGCUGGGCAUGCGGGUGCCACUGACGCAGAGCAGCGAGGAUCCCUACUCGACGAUCGAGAGUCAGGUGGGCCUCAUCUACCCGACGCCCGCCGCAUCCGAUGACUCGCAGAACUCCCAGCACUCGAGCCACUCCAGUAAGGGACGCCGCAGCGUGUUCAGUGCCGCCUUCCUCAACGAGGGUCCCUACGUGCCCAAGCCGGACUACGAAGCUGGCGGAUCCCUGACACCCAUCUAUGCGGACAAGAAGCGUCAGAAGAGCAGCUCGCAUCAGCGUAAGAAGCAGGACGAUCCCUACUACUGCGGGCUUCUGGCACGCAUUCCCAACUUCAUCAAGUCGUCAAAGCAGCCGUGCAGCGGGGCCAGCAAGCCCAAGAAAGAGACGAAGAUCUCACGCAAGAUCUCGGCCCAGCACCUGCAGCAGCAGCAUCAGCAGUUCCUGCAGCCACCGCAGCCCAUUCCCAUAGCCACCUUCCACCACUCGUACUUCCCCUACAAGCUCUAUCCGCCACAACAUCGUCUCUCGCAGUCGCAGAUGUCGCUCUGGGAUGCCCGCAGUCUGAUCAGCGCACAUGAAUGACCAACACGGAUGGCCCUAAUUUAUUCAACGUGUAGCAUUAGUUUUACAAUUAUUUAGUCAAAGCUAUCGAUAUUGGAUCAGUGGAUCGGGGGAUUGGUGGAGUGCAUUUCGGUCAGUUUUGUGAUAAAUGAUGCGAAAUGCAGCCAUUUUACUACAGAUUAACAGCAGAUUACUUUUAGGGAACCAGAGAGAUUUAAUGAUUAUGCAAUUUGUAAUAACUAAUUAAAAUUUUGCCAUAGUUUUUUAAAUCGUUUAAGACUGAGAGAAUGUCCUAGAGCCCAAUUAGGCGCGAGAGAAGGAAUAGCAAGAUGGGGAAUGAUUCCGUCAUAAGCAAGUGUAUUGCUACUUUAGGCAAGUCCAAUUUAUUGUUUCUUUUUAUUAUUUUGCUGUAUAUACAUUU